AUGGUGAAGAACGCAGAGUCCAACGUCGAUACGUCCGCCCUCCAGGUGGAGGGAGGCGCCAAACUUCAACUCCGUCCGCGGAACCCCGGCGAAGCUCUCAAAGUCGCGCAGACCGUCUUGCGCAGACGAGAGCAGAAUCUGGAGGAAAAGGCGGCGCGUGCGAAGAAAAUCCGGGGGAUGAAACGCAGAAGGGACCGCGACUGUCACAAGCAAGUCAUCAAAUCGGCGCAGUACUUCGUGAAGCGCGCACAGCUGCGCUCAGUUGACAACAAAAGGGUCAUUUUCGCGAAGAAGACUCCCGCGAAGAAACCGCGGCAGCAGGAUCGCCGACCGCUCAUUCUUGUCGUCCGCAACGGCCGCGAAGGAGGGAGCCCCGAGGUCCAAGUUGCGCUGAAGAAACUAGGGCUGAGGAAGCCGUUCUGGGGGACUCUUUUGCGAAACGACGAAGCUGCGAUGCAGCAGAUGCGUCUGUUGAAUCCUUUCGUUUUUUACGGCUACCCGACGCUCGCCACCGUGCGGAGAAUGUUCCUCACGAGGGGCCGGCUACGAGUCAGCGAGGAGGAGUCCACGGAUUUGACAGACAACGCCAAAGUCGAAGCGCACCUAGGUGCCUACGGCAUGCUUUGCGUCGAGGACGUGGUUCAGGAGCUCUGGACUGCCGGCGGCCACUUUGAUGACAUCAUGCAGCACAUGUGCGCCUUCGAGCUGUCAAACCUCAAGAAAAUUGAAGGUCUGUAUGCAAAGAAGAAUCAAUAUGGCAACAUGCGCGAGAAGAUCAACACGAAGAUCUGGAAGAUUGCGUAA
Molecule: messenger RNA, 804 nt
Organism: Besnoitia besnoiti
Lineage: Eukaryota; Apicomplexa; Conoidasida; Eucoccidiorida; Sarcocystidae
Product: putative 60S ribosomal protein L7-B
Exons: 7
Coding region: 1-804 (267 amino acids)
Biological process (GO): maturation of LSU-rRNA from tricistronic rRNA transcript (SSU-rRNA, 5.8S rRNA, LSU-rRNA)
Cellular component (GO): cytosolic large ribosomal subunit
Molecular function (GO): RNA binding; structural constituent of ribosome
Source: RefSeq, a predicted model, not a curated record